CCACCAGCAGAUCAGCGGCUGACGGCUGAACCCGGCGAACAGUCAGUCAGAGAGAUACACACACACUCAACACGUCCAGCCAUCAUCUGGGGAAUAUAACACUUUAUUUCACUGGUCGUGUAAAUCUUUGAAUCUGUGUGAUCGGGUUCACGUAACGUUACAUCUGUGGAUAUACGAGCAGUUCAUCUGACCCGCCGCUGAACAGGAGGAGGCUGAGCAAUGAAUAAGCUACGGCAGAGCUUCCGGCGAAAGAAAGACGUUUACGUGCCCGAGUCCAGCCGGCCGCACCAGUGGCAGACAGACGAGGAGGCCGUGCGCGGGGGCAAGUGCAGCUUCGCUGUAAAGUAUCUGGGGCACGUGGAGGUCGAUGAGUCUCGUGGCAUGCACAUCUGUGAAGAAGCCGUCAAGAGAUUGAAGACGGACAGAAAGUUCUUCAAGGGCUUCUUUGCAAAAGCGGGUAAGAAGGCCGUGCGCGCGGUGCUCUGGGUGUCUGCAGAUGGCCUGAGGGUCGUAGAUGACAAGACAAAGGAUCUGAUCCUGGACCAGACGAUAGAGAAGGUUUCCUUCUGUGCGCCGGACCGUAACUUUGAGCACGCCUUCUCCUACAUCUGCAGAGACGGGACCACACGCCGCUGGAUCUGCCACUGUUUCAUGGCCGUCAAAGACUCGGGCGAGCGUCUGAGCCAUGCGGUGGGCUGUGCGUUUGCCGCGUGUCUGGAGCGGAAACAGAAGCGGGAGAAAGAGUGCGGGGUCACGGCCACCUUCGAUGCCAACCGCACCACCUUCACACGGGAGGGCUCGUUCCGCGUCACCACCGCCACCGAGCAGGCGGAGCGAGAGGAGGUCAUGCGGCAGCUGCAGGACGCCAAGAAAGACUCUGAGUGUGUGUUGAGCAUCUCCUCUGUGGGCGUAUCAAACCCUGCGGUCUCCCUGGCGGGACCCAACGACUCGUCGUCCUCGCCGCCUCUGUCCAUGAACACACUGGCCCCUCAGGACGUCAAUCCUCACGCCAUCCCCCGACGCCACGCGCCCGUGGAGGCUCUCGCUCGCCAGGGCUCGUUCCGCGGCUUCCCAGCGCUCAGCCAGAAGACCUCUCCCUUCAAACGCCAGAUGUCCCUGCGCAUGAACGAGCUGCCGUCCACCAUGCAGCGCAAGUCGGACUUCCCCAGCAAGAACACUGUGCCGGAGGUGGAGGGAGAGGGCGACAGCAUCAGCUCUCUGUGCACUCAGAUCACAUCCACCUUCAGUGGGCCUCCAGAGGACCCGUUCUCCUCGGCACCGAUGCCCAAACACACCUCCUCACCACAGUCGCCCGCUGCUCCAGUCAACGGAGCAGUUCCUGCUUUCCCGCCGCCUAGCGUCACAGUCUCCGCUGCCGCUAACUCUCCCGUGCUGCCGCCCCCGCUGCCUGUGCGAGAGACUAACCCCUGGGCCAAGACCCCAAACACAGCCCACACAGCACAUAUAGGUAAGACACCUGGGCUCCCUGUGCUGCUGACCAUGCAGGAUAGGUGCUGAGA
This is a messenger RNA of Pimephales promelas (fathead minnow), 1520 nucleotides long. It is a transcript of the gene numb, whose product is annotated as NUMB endocytic adaptor protein. The record is from RefSeq and is a predicted model, not a curated record. Gene Ontology annotation, biological process: positive regulation of neurogenesis. NCBI's taxonomy places the organism in Eukaryota, Metazoa, Chordata, Actinopteri, Cypriniformes, Leuciscidae. Gene Ontology annotation, cellular component: basolateral plasma membrane; cytoplasm; cytoplasmic vesicle.